AUGCUGGGCAGACGCGGGUACUGCAGGUACCGCUGUACCCCUCAGCCUGCUUCAGAGCGAUGGAUGUCAAACCUCGACCCAACCGGCACAUCUGAGCUUCUGGAGCUGCUGGAGCGCGAAGAGGCGCAGCAGCGGAAGGAGACAGCAGCACUGCUGGAUUUGCUGCAGCGGCAGCGCGGGGACAUAAGCGUGCUGCUGCAGCAGCAGCAGAAGCUGCAGCAGCAGCUGGAAGAAGUCCAGUGCACCUUAAUAGAGCAGCGGCAGCAAAACCAGCAGCUAAGGAGACAGCUAAUG
Eimeria tenella is the source of this 294-nucleotide messenger RNA. RefSeq lists its product as uncharacterized. The record is from RefSeq and is a predicted model, not a curated record. The annotation marks the transcript as partial. Lineage: Eukaryota; Apicomplexa; Conoidasida; Eucoccidiorida; Eimeriidae. The transcript is spliced from 2 exons.